AUGGUCCUAGACACGUUUGAGAACUUAUUACAAGGACCAAUCCCGGAAUCCAUAUGUGAAAUUGCAGCCCUUCGAUAUCUUAAUUUGGGAAGGAAUGGUUUCAAUGGAAGGAUACCCAAUUGCAUCGAUCAGCUUACAGAACUCAAAACCUUUAUCAUUAGAGACAAUUUCAUGGAGGCCAUCUCUUCAUUGUUCUCAUUGUUCAGAAAUUCCUCCCCCUUUUUUAUUGGACUCAGCUCCAGUGGGGUAACUGUAGAAACAGAUCAAAGCCUAUUUCACUUUAGCUUCCUACCGGAGUAUCUGGGCUUGCGUUCGUGCAAUCUGAGAGGGAAAAUUCCAGCUUUCAUAUCUAAUCUGACCCAACUGGCAUUCCUAGAUCUGGCUAACAAUAACCUAACUGGAACAAUCCCUUCUUGGCUAUUCCAACUCCCCAAACUCUCUUUCUUAGAUCUCUCACACAACAACCUCCAAGGCGUUGUCCCUCCUUCCCUUCAACUACAUCUCAAUCUCCUAUUCCCAAUGCUAAAGUUAGCAAGCAACAACCUUCAAGGCCCAAUUCCUCUGUUGCCCAAGAACGUCGACAUUCUCAAUCUGUCUCAGAACAAUUUCAGCACUCUCCGGUUCAAUUCCGAGCUCCCUUGUCAAUUGAACAAUGUUCUUUUAAAGAACGUUGAUCUUUCAAAUAACAGCUUAUCUGGGAAAGUCACUUCCAGCUUGGGAAACUGCAAAUCUCUCAUUUCUCUAAACCUUGCUUCAAACAACCUCUCUGGAAGCCUCCCAAUUGAACUUGCGUUUGCAGAAAAUCUCAGCUCUUUACGAGUAGAUGACAACCAUUUUCAUGGCCCUUUUCCGAAUUUCAUCCACCACCUCAAAAACUUGGAGAUUUUGAACUUGGGAAAUAACCAAUUUGAAGGAAAGAUCCCCUCCUCUAUCGGUGAGCUCUGGAAUCUUAGAAUCCUUGUGCUAAAAUCAAAUUCUUUCUACAAUCUUAUCCCAACAGAGAUAACCCAUUUGCAAGAGCUCCAAUUCAUGGAUUUCUCAAACUACCAAUUCACAGGCCCAAUCCCAAAAAACUUGGGUGGGCUCAAAACAAUAAUUCACCAACCCAAAAAAGGAUUCUUGCUUGGUUACAUGGUUGAGCUUAUUUAUAUUGGCAUCGAAUUGGAAAUGAUGAGUAAGGGGAUGGAGCAUGAACUUGACUUUGUCUUCUCUUACCAUACCGGAAUCGAUCUCUCAAGUAAUUAUUUGGAGGGGAAGAUCCCAAGCGAGAUGGGUCUUCUGCAGGGUCUCUACAUGCUCAAUCUAUCACAUAACAGGUUUUCUGGUGAAAUCCUGGUGAAAUCCCCGCGAGUUUCGGCAACAUGAGAGGGUUGGAGUCAUUGGAUCUCAGUUUCAACCAUUUGGUCGGAGCAAUCCCAGGGACACUGACUUCAUUGGACUUUCUUGGGUAUUUGAAUCUUUCUUAUAACAAUUUGAGUGGAGAGGUUCCAGUAGGAUUGCACUUUGAUACAUUGAGUGGAGAUGGGUAUACUCACAUUGGAAAUGCUUUGUUGUGUGGUCCUUCUGUUCAAAGUAGUUGUGAGAUUGGAACCAGUGGUGCUGAUUUUGAAGGGGAGGAUGGGAGAGAGAAGUGGUUGUUUUAUGGGACUGUAGCCUUGGGUUAUGUACUUGGAUUUUGGGUGUCUUUUGGGUUCUCGGUCAUGAGGAGAUAGAAAUGGCAUCAUAGGAAUGCCUUUGUACUUUUCUUGUUUCGUUUCGUUUUGUUUUGUUUUGUUUUUUGUUUUUUGUUUUUUUUAUUUCUUUUUCUAGGCCCUGUUUGCAAUUAAAGAAAUAAGAUUGUGAAUUUGGUAAAUCCAUGAACUCAUCAAAUUCCCGGAUUUGCACCAGAAUUGGAUUUGUCAAAUUCCUAAGUUUAUCAUUUGAGAAUCAAACUAUAUAUCCGUGGAUUUAGAGGCAUUGUUUGUAAUGUUGAGGUAUAGCAGGAAGGUUCACAUGCAACAUGGUGUAUGCAUAAAGUUCGAUUCAUUCAGGAGGGUUGCCCCCUCACAGAAAUAGGAUCAUGCAAAAAUCAUGCCAAUCCAAUCAUCAUGUGGGCCACAUUUUAUAAAGCAAUGGACAACCACUGAAAAACCUUGAAAUUCACAUGUUACUUGAAGAUUGCAUUAGAAUUUUGGGGCAUCACAUUUUCAUUUGAGGCAAUUAUGUUAGACUGGUUGGAUGCCGUACAUACACCAUGGUGGGCCCAAUAUACCAAGUACUUGUACCUGG
Molecule: messenger RNA, 2268 nt
Organism: Magnolia sinica
Lineage: Eukaryota; Viridiplantae; Streptophyta; Magnoliopsida; Magnoliales; Magnoliaceae
Product: LRR receptor-like serine/threonine-protein kinase ER2
Exons: 2
Coding region: 1-1365 (454 amino acids)
Molecular function (GO): protein binding
Source: RefSeq, a predicted model, not a curated record